AUGUGGACCGUCGCGCCGCGCGUCGCGGUGUCGUCGACGAUGCGACCGACGGGCGAGAGGACGAUUCGGUCGACCGUCGCGUCGACGACGGAGACGACGGUGGAGACGAAGACGAGACCGCCCGCGGGCGCGCGCGCGCGCGAGGACGAUCGGGAGAGGUGGCACGCGGGCGUUCGCGUGGACGGCGAUGCGGCGGCGUCCGCGGCGGCGCCUCGGGACUGGCGAGAAAGUUUCUCGCGCGCGACGUUCAUUCGGGCGAACGGCGGGAGGUUCAAGGUGUACUCGCGAGGUAGUUUUGACGACGAUUUAGACGGCGACGAGUUCGAGACGCGCGCGGUGUUGUUUAUGUUACACGGGUGUCCGUACACGGCGCUCACGUGGGCGCCGACGGUUGAGGAAAUCGCGAGACGCGCCGCGGAGGACGGAACGUCCGUCGCGGCGUCCGUGGACGCAAUCGCGAUGGAUCUGCGGGGUCACGGUGAGAGCGACGGAGGUCUCGGGGACGACAGGGGUGACAACGGCGCGACGUUCGAUCCGGACGUCAUGGCGCUCGACGCGUUCGAGACGCUCGGAGCGUUUCUCACUCGAAGCAAGAGACGCGUCGUCGUCAUCGGACACAGCAUGGGCGGAGCCAUCGCGGUGAGGUGUGCGGCGCUCAUCGAGAACGCAAAUCGCGAGUCUUCAUCGAGCUAUCCCGCCGAGCUCGCGGGUUUAGUGCUCGUGGACAUCGUGGAGGGGAGCGCUCUGAGCGCGCUCCCGGCUAUGGGCGUGCUCGUCGACUCGCGUCCAAGCGAGUUCGCCACUCUGGAAGACGCAAUGCGGUGGUCGUCCAGUCGCGGCGGCGGUACAACGAACACGCGAUCAGCAUCGGUGUCACUCCCGUCGCAAUUGCGCAAAGUCGUUGCCGCGGACGGGUCGUCAAAGUACGUGUGGAUCACGGACCUGAGAGCCACCGCGCCGUUUUGGACGUCGUGGUAUCGAGGGCUCUCGGGGAAAUUUCUCGCCGUCAAGGCGCCCAAGCUGCUUUUACUCGCGGGUAACGAUCGAUUGGACACCGAACUCACAAUCGCACAGAUGCAAGGGCGAUUCCAGAUGACCGUUUGCAAGGCUGGACACUGCGUUCAGGAGGACGACCCGGAUGCGGUGGCUACGACGCUCGAAAACUUUGUCUCGCGAUACGUCUCGCGCAAGCGUCCGACGCCUCCGCCGUUCAUGUGA
This is a messenger RNA of Ostreococcus tauri, 1218 nucleotides long. RefSeq names its product Protein phosphatase methylesterase, eukaryotic. Bases 1 to 1218 code for a protein of 405 amino acids. Gene Ontology annotation, molecular function: protein methylesterase activity. Lineage: Eukaryota; Viridiplantae; Chlorophyta; Mamiellophyceae; Mamiellales; Bathycoccaceae. The record is from RefSeq and is a predicted model, not a curated record. The transcript has a single exon. Gene Ontology annotation, biological process: protein demethylation.